UGACGCGAUUAUCUGCACCCCGCCCCAACUGACAUAACUACCGGUCCUCGCAGCCCUCGCCAGGAUACGACUACACGAUCUCCUCCCACGCGUGCAACCAUGAGCAGCGUAACGCGCAGAGACGCCACGCGCAGCGGUGCAGACGAGGAAACGCCGCUUCUCGGCCGAAAUGGACCAGCCGGCGGAAAAUCGGACAACAGGGGGGCUAUACAGCAGCUCAAACGGCACAUGAAUGCGGAUGUCACGAAGAACUGGGCAGAUCUUGUAUUGCUGUAUUGCUAUAUUGUUACUGGGCUAUUAGAUAGCUCGGCUGUCUUCAUAUGGGGCUCUUUCGUGAGCAUGCAGACGGGUAACACCGUGUAUCUUGGCUUGGGAAUCGUUGCACCUUCUGAAGGCAUCCGUUGGAUCAAGGCAUUGACUUCCAUCGUCGCGUUCUGUGCUGGCUCGUUCUGCUUCGCGCGCUUUCAUCGCUACUUCUCACCUGCCAAGAGAUGGGUGCUCAUCGUAUCCUACACAUUCCAGAUGCUACUCAUUGCUGUCGCUGCAUUGAUUGCGACUGUUGGCAAAGACACCAAGGAAGGCCUUCAUUGGCAGAUGCUUGUUCCGCUCGCUUCGGUUGCUUUCCAAUCCAGUGGUCAGGCAGUCACGUCGCGCGCCUUGAAGUACAAUGGUCUGACAAGUGUUGUGCUCACGAGCAACUACUGCGAUCUAUUCUCCGACCCCCAGCUAUUCAAGAUUUCGAAUGUGGAGCGCAACAGGAGAAUCGCUGCACCUGCGAUGCUGCUGUUGGGAGCCUGCAUCGGCGGAUUGUACGCGCACAGCAGUGUAGGUCUCGCAGGUGCCUUAUGGACUGCUUGUGGACUGAAGCUGUUGGCUGUUUUCGCAUGGGUCUUUUGGAAGUCGGAAGUUAUUGUGGAAGAAUGAAGUAUCGCUCCGACAAGAAAUUAUGGUCGUCCUGUAGAGGUCAUCCGGUUAGUCUCAGUCAGCCACACCCAACCCUGGUACGACCGUCGCAACAAAACAUACACUAUAUUAUUCGAUAUGGUGUCCACGGCCUUUUCUAAUCAUCAUCUUUCCAUUUUUUUUUGAAUUUGUAUUUUGAUAAGUACCUCU
Messenger RNA from Alternaria rosae, 1113 nucleotides. RefSeq lists its product as uncharacterized. The transcript is spliced from 2 exons. The record is from RefSeq and is a predicted model, not a curated record. The coding region runs from base 100 to 924 and encodes 274 amino acids. NCBI's taxonomy places the organism in Eukaryota, Fungi, Ascomycota, Dothideomycetes, Pleosporales, Pleosporaceae.